Messenger RNA from Musca vetustissima, 1652 nucleotides. RefSeq names its product pickpocket protein 11-like. The transcript is spliced from 4 exons. Gene Ontology annotation, molecular function: ligand-gated sodium channel activity. Lineage: Eukaryota; Metazoa; Arthropoda; Insecta; Diptera; Muscidae. Gene Ontology annotation, biological process: sodium ion transmembrane transport. Gene Ontology annotation, cellular component: membrane. The record is from RefSeq and is a predicted model, not a curated record. The annotation marks the transcript as partial.
AUGGUAACAAAUAAAAUUGAACCACAAAUCGAAAAUAAGCAAAAAAUUUACUAUAUUCAAUUUGAAAGCUAUUUGAAUGCAAGAAAUGCUGAUAAGCAUAUUUUUCGGCAAGAAAAGCCAGAAUUACGAUUAAAACUCUUGCAACAUCCAGUAUUGGUGGAAGGACAUAAAUCUAAAUGGCAAAUAUUAAAAGACAAAACACAACAAUUCCUACAAAAAACUAAGAAAACAAAACCCCAAACAUUUUUACGAACUCCUGAAAAACAAUGUAGCCCAUUGGCUGGAAUAAGUGAAGAACAAAUACGUAGAAUAAAACAAUUAAUAGCCAAAUGGCGUCAUAAGACAUCAUAUGGCAGAAGGCGUUGGGGUUCAUUGAAGUUACCAAAAUUUCUAUCUUUCUUAAGGGCACGCAACGAUGAUGGCUUGUGUAAACGGAAAUCUGGAUUUGAAAUCUAUUGUGAAAUGGCCAGUAUACAUGGUUUCAUCAAUUUUGUUGGCUCUACUACAGCUCAAAGAGCAUUUUGGUGUUUUGUAAUAUUUGUGGCCAUCGCAAUGUCAGGAUUUAUUCUACUGCUGUCACAUUUAAUGAAUACCAAUACACCCACAAUUCUCUAUACUGAGAGUACACAAUUUCCCACAUGGAUUAUACCAUUUCCAGCGGUCACCAUUUGCAACAUGAAUUUAAUGUCAAAGACAAAAGUCAAUAUAAUGGCUGAGAGAUUUCAACGCAAUAGUAAUUUGACCAAACCCCAAUUGAUUCGCUUAUUUCGUUUGGUUUUCUAUGCCACACAAACAAUAAAGGCAACCAACGAGGAAUAUCACCAACUGGACCUAUUACUCCAAAGGAAUAACAUUACAUUGUUUGAAUUACAAGAUGAAAUAGCACCAAACUGCGAAACAUUAUUGCAGCGUUGUAAAUGGAAGGGAAGUCAUGAACGCUGUCAAAACAUAUUCCAAAAAGUGCCCACCUUAUCGGGAAUGUGUUGUUCUUUCAAUGCACAUAUGGGAAAAUUGAAAUAUGAUAAAGGCGUUGAUUUUCAAAGCAAUGAGGAAUACACUACCAGUUGUGGUGCUCAAACUGGUCUAACGGUAUUAAUAAAUCCCGAUUUGGAAGAUUAUCAUUUGACACAGCGAAAAAUUGCCGGUCUGAAGGUAUUCAUCAGAGAUGCAUAUGAUUUCACAAAUACCAAUGGUUUGGAGAGUAUCAUAACACCUGGAGCAGUAAAAUAUAUUCGUAUAACACCACAGCAAACCCGAUCUACCGACUAUAUAAGCAGUUUAAAUUUACCAUCACGUCGUUGUUAUUUACCUAACGAACGAAAACUAUUUCAUUUUCGUUCCUAUUCCCAAGUGAAUUGUUUAAUGGAAUGUCGUUCCCAGAAGCUGUAUGAAAAAUGUCGUUGUACUCUGCCGUACUGGCCGAAAAGGGAGAAGUGGCCAUAUUGUGGCCUCAAGGAAAGGGAAUGUGUUUUGAAGUAUAAAGUUCUCUAUAGUUCUGUGCUACAAACUGAAAGAGCUGAUUAUAAGAACAAUUACUAUGCCGAACACGUUAUCUGUGAUUGUUAUCCUUUGUGCGAUUUCAAUAUGUAUUCAACCUUUGAGGAUUCGGGAAAAUUGAAUCGCGAAUAUUCAUUAACUGAUUUAAGAUUUUU